Molecule: messenger RNA, 1269 nt
Organism: Plectropomus leopardus (leopard coralgrouper)
Lineage: Eukaryota; Metazoa; Chordata; Actinopteri; Perciformes; Serranidae
Source: RefSeq, a predicted model, not a curated record
CUUCCUGAUGGUCGGAGGUCUUCUGAUAUCAGGAGAGAGGACCGACACCAUCGACUCGGCCUUCUUCUACGGCAGAGCUCAGAUCAUCAGCACGGCGGUGGUGCUCGCCGUCAGCCUGGUGCUCGGUGCCGUAUCUCUGAUGGGCCUCAGCCAGGGCGACAGGGAGCAGAGCGGCUACCAGGCCCUGAACAGAGCUGCUGUAACGGGCAUCGGUGAUGAGCUGAGGACCCCUGCUGGCCUGGAGGAUCCACAACAACAACAACAACAACAACAACAACAACAACAGAUGGCAAACUCACCUGCCUGCAGCAUCAACUCAGACCUCCACGGUUUCUCUCCUCUGCAGCCGAUGCCUGACAUGAUCGCCAGCACGCAGAGGGAGCACACGAACAGCACAGGCCACAGCGGGGCGCUGUGUGACGGCCAGCAGCAGAGCUCGUCCUCCGAGCAGCCGCUGAACCUGCCGCCGCCCGGCCUGCAACCCACCGACGACAAACAGACGCUCAGACACGUCCUGCUCUGUCUGCUGCUCUUCGUCAGCCUGCUCGCGGUGAGCGUGAAACACUCGCUGAGUUUGUUUGUUUGUUUGUGUGAAAUUAUCAGGAAGUUUAAAUCAGAGCCAGAUUCCGGUUUUAUUGCCACGUACAUUUACAUACACAAGGAAUUUGACUUGGUGUUUCGGUGCAAAACAAUUAACAUAAAGGGAGAAUAAAAAUAUUAAAUUUCAAUAGUGUAAGACAUAAGAUAAAAAUAUAGAAGCAAUUUAACAAUAUAAGAUGGAAAAUAGAGAAUAAAGAACACAAAGUGUACGUGCACAAGAUGCAUAAAAUAAAAGCAGUCUGUCAAAAUCCCACUGAGACACAUCGAUACUCGACACGUUCACGCUGAUUAAAGGACGGCAAUAAGACUUCUUAACAAGGUUAAUGUCAGAGAACAGACUCACAGACUGUUUAUCAGCUCACCUGUGUUGAAAUUUAAAAAAACAUUAUAAGUCAUGUUUAAAGCCAGGAACAGAUUAUUACCUGCAAAUCUACAGAGGCUGUUCAUAUUAAGAUCCAACGACCGGGAUCAUAGUGUCAUUUUAAAAGUCAGCACGCUCGCACUGCAGUAAAGCAGACGUGUUUCAGUACAUGGAGACAAACUGGAAUUAUCUGGAUAAUCACUUCAAAUUUCAGCGCCAAUUUUAUUCAGUUUAAAAGGAGAUAUAAAGAAAAAAUGAUGGGACAUUAUGAACUUUUCUGAGUAACAGUAAUGUUGAGAGGACCGUCA